AUGGAUUCGCUUACCAUCCAUAAAACAGAGACACACUAUUAUCAAUUCACUGAGGGCCCAGCUAGAAAAAGUGGCGUAUUUAAUCGCCGUGUGCAGCCUUACGUAACGAUAACUGAUGAAGAUGGUUCCAUCGCAUAUGAAGAAUUAGGUUUAGGUCUUAUGGCGGCCAUUGUUCGUCAAGACGAUACGAGAGCGCUUAAAGAAUAUCUCACCAACGCCUCAUGGCUCAUUCCAAGAGCGCCUGCUAUCCCACCUGGCCUUGAGGAAUAUAGCACAGAUAUAGAUUACUUCCACUACGCAGUCCACGGAGGAAGGCUUGGCGUGUUAAAAAUGCUUCUUGCUCAUGGCACCGGAAGCGAAGAUCCCAACCCACCUACAAAAAUCCGAUUCAAAGAACGCGAAUAUGAGUUGCUGCAUAUCGCUGCGAGAUGUGGGCAUCUCGACAUGGUUAAAUUCUUGCUCGAAAAUCAGCCGUUAUACGCCGACAUCCACGAACAAGAUUUCGAAGGCUUCUCUCCAAUAAUAUCAGCUGCGGACUGCUACCCUACCGAUUAUCUUACCCCUGGCAUCCCGGGAAAAGCCAGCGCAGCCAGAAAUGAGGCGGUGAUAAACUUGCUGCUCGAUCGUGGUGCCUCUGCUUCUGAUGUCGUCCCCCCAAUGGCAGAAGCAGAUAAGACAUCCGACACAGUUCUCACUUUGGCUGCAAAGUGGGCAGGUUCAGCAUUACUCGAGAGACUCAUCGAGAGAGGUGCCGAUGUCCAUGCGAAGGUGACAAAACUAGACUGGCAGUUAACGCUUUGGAAUUCGCCUGGUAAAACUUUCGAAGUUGAUGCACUAUUUAUUGCAUGCAGCGUGGCAAACUUCGACGCUGUCAAAACCCUGAUUGACUAUAGUGGAGUCCAUACGGAUGCUAUACACUCUCGAGAUAGUCGUGGAAGCCUUCCAAUCCACUGGGCUACUCAAAACGCCGUAGCAGACGGGAUGAGUGCGUUCUCGGCAGCGAUACAGCAAGAAAAGGUGCAGAAUAUCACCAGCAUUAUUGGACAUCUCUUGGACUUGGAUCCCACAACAGUCAACGCCCAGGACAACAUAGGAAAUACACCUCUGCAGUAUGCUACACGAGCAUUUGGUCGCCAUGAUGAGCUAUACUCUCCUGUUUUCAAACUCAUAUGCGAUAGGGGCGGGGAUUCUAGUAUACGCAACGACAAAGGCCAAACACCUCUGCAUACCUUAUUCGAGUGCGAUGGUGUUGAAUCCGAUCGUGUUAAUUCGUGGUGCGGGACGAUUGCCAAGGACGAGCCGGUGAUAGAAACAUCUUCAAUAAUCACAUUGCUUGCCCAUGGCGCAAAAGCUACAGAUGUUGAUGACGACGGAAACACGCCAUUGCAUUAUGUAGCCGAGAUUCUAGAUUACGUCAACGCUGUAUCAGUUUUACUUGAUCACGGUGCUGACCCUACUCGACGAAACUCGAAGCAAGAAACGGCCCUGCAUAGAGCUGCCCGUGGUCAUUAUCGGCCGAUGGACAGGUGGUUCAAUGCUGAGGACAGAAUUGAGGCACAAGAAGAUGUGAUGGCAAGGCUGAUCAAGGUUGGGGGUGAGGGUUUGAUGGACCAGAUAGAUGCAAAGGGGAACUGCCCACGGCAGUUGUCUGAAGAACAGCGGAAUGCGUGGCGAAAGGAUGAUGGUCCAGCAUGGAAAAGACCACCGAUUCAUCGACCGGCGGCUGAGAUUGUCGAGGCGGUCGAGAAGGAGUAA
This is a messenger RNA of Fusarium sp. VM40, 1755 nucleotides long. The record is from the annotation of a GenBank genome assembly. NCBI's taxonomy places the organism in Eukaryota, Fungi, Ascomycota, Sordariomycetes, Hypocreales, Nectriaceae.